Molecule: messenger RNA, 714 nt
Organism: Anthostomella pinea
Lineage: Eukaryota; Fungi; Ascomycota; Sordariomycetes; Xylariales; Xylariaceae
Source: the annotation of a GenBank genome assembly
AUGGGGGACUAUCCUGAAGAAUCCCAAGAGCCGCUGCUGCAAAGUAGCGAGGAAUUCAAGGAGACAAUUGUGGUAGAAAGCCCUCGCCGGAAUGUCAGCCAAUUCAUCCGUGAAGACGCUCUUCUCAUAGCGAUCCUCCUGUCUUUGCUCUAUUUGGUAGUGGCUUUGACCUUCGAUGUCGCAUACUCGGCCCAAUGCCCACACAAUAAGGCCAUGGACCAUCACUUCACACUGCCUGGCGACUUCCUGCAAUUUGAGGAACGACGGGAGUGGUAUCCGCCCCAAGAUCCCUGGAACCAGGAACCCUCUGAAGAAGUCGACGCUGCAUGGUCUGAGUUGCUCUACGCCCUCAACGUCCGCGUGAGCAAAGAGGAACUAGCAAGUCUGGGUAACAAUACGAUGAACAGAGUACAGGUCAACGGCGGUGACUACCUUGGUGCCGUUGGCGUGUUUCACUAUCUGCAUUGCCUCAACAAUCUACGAAAACUAGUACACAGGGACUACUAUGAGACACGCUUCCCAGGAUUCGGCGACCAAGCAGCUUUUGGAACAGGCCAUGCUGACCACUGUAUUGAUGUCAUCCGCCAGGCGGUCAUGUGCCAUGCCAAUACAGGGAUGCACACAGCAGAAUGGGUAGACGAGGACAACGAACUUGGCGGGAAAGAGCUCAGGCCGGGCCUCGCUCGCCCCCUUUGGUACUGGGCAUGUACAUAG